CUAUUUGCUCAUUGUGUCCAAACCUUGGUGUGAAAGUAUGUGUCUGGACAAUAUGAUUUGUUGCAUUGUCAUUUGAAAGGGUACAUGGACACAAAUAGAUGAUUGGGGAGGAGUGAUAAUCAGUGUGAUCAUUUUACAAGAGAAUACAAUAGAAUCCACUUGUUUAAACACAGCUGAGUAGUGGCAUUUACUGUACAGGAAAGGGGAAAUUGCACCACUUGAAAACAAGGUGACGCCUAACUAACUGGCUGGACCUCACAUAGGGACGGGCUGUGAGUACAAAGUCCUGCACCAGACUGCAAUCUAUCAGAGCAACUUCUUGUUUCUGAGGGUUGACAUUUUUCUAUUCUAUUUGCUAAAGGAUUUUAUUGACGACAUGACAGGUGUUUAUAUAUUGUAAAACUGCAUCCAAGCUGCCUGGCGGGCCGUGCCCUACCCCUGGAAACGGGUUCCUUUUGAAUGAAUGCACUCCUGCCACUUCCGGACUCAUAAUCUCUGACUCCUAAUCCAUUGUACAGCUGAUAAGACUCACACACAGGUGCCAUGAGGCUGCAACACUGUCUCUCCUGGAGCCUCUCUUUGCUACUGCUGCUCUUGUUGUCUUGUAGGUACCAGUGCGUGUCGGUCCACUUCCAGACCCUGCAGCCGGUCAAUGUACUCCCAGCCGGACGUCUAGUUCUCCAGGUCCAGAUCGACCGCGGUCCCAAAGAAAAUAUCUCUAUGAUAACCUGGGAGCGGGAGCCAGAAAACGCAAAACCUCCAGGGAAUCCUGGGAAGGUGACGUUGAUUACAUUCCCCGGUCAAGAAAGACGCUUGGACGGGCGUCUGAGUGUGGAGCAGCAGGGGGCAAUACUGAAGCUGGAGGGCUUUGGCGUGGCGGACAGCGGGGUGUACAUCGUGACCGUCACUGACCAGGCUGGCGUCAAGACCUCUGCGCAGUAUAUCGUCAAGGAGUACG
This is a messenger RNA of Coregonus clupeaformis (lake whitefish), 958 nucleotides long. RefSeq lists its product as uncharacterized. The transcript is spliced from 3 exons. The record is from RefSeq and is a predicted model, not a curated record. Lineage: Eukaryota; Metazoa; Chordata; Actinopteri; Salmoniformes; Salmonidae. The annotation marks the transcript as partial.